Rotaria sp. Silwood1 is the source of this 510-nucleotide messenger RNA. The record is from the annotation of a GenBank genome assembly. NCBI's taxonomy places the organism in Eukaryota, Metazoa, Rotifera, Eurotatoria, Philodinida, Philodinidae.
AUGGGCGCAAUAUUAUCUGUAUUUUUAUCAGUGAAUAUAUGUCUUGAUAUUGUUUGGGUUGGAGGAUUUUGUCUAGCAAUAGCUUGGUUUAUAUUUGUAUGGUUUAUUGGUUUAACAAGUACAAGUUUAUUUAUACUUGGUUCGGCAACUGGUUUAGUAUUUUCUCCAAUAUUUCCAUUAUCAUUUGGAUUAUUUAAUCAAAGAUUAAAUGUUGUACCAAUGCUUCUUGCAUCUCUAUUAUGUGGAUCAGCAGUUGGAGCUAUAACACUUCAAAAAAUAGCUGGUUUUGUUAUGGAUCGUAAUCCAAAACAUUUUCCAACAUUAUUAAUUGUUUGUUUAUUAAUGUCAAUAUUAUUUUAUAUAGUUUCAAAUUUUGUUUAUUUUAUUCAUCAAAGAAAAAAUUUGUUAGAUGCUCGUCCUUCUAUAACAGAUGGUGCAGCUCUUCCUCCUGAACAUAUUAAUGAAGAAGAACAACAAAUGGCUACUUAUUUAAGAGAUCAAAUUGAUUAA